AUGGCUUCCCUCGACGUGGAAGAUGCGGGGAUUCUCUCAACUAUUUUCAAAGAAUCUUUCCCAGAAAGUUGGAGAGAUAACCCAGACUUUGCUCAAUAUUUGGCAGAACUGAGUUCCUAUGGCGUUGACAAAUUGGCCAGAGAACCUGACAGGCUUGCUGAGGAAAGAUCUCAGAUUUUGGAGCAGACACAGGAUCUGGCCUUUCACAACUACAAAACAUUCAUACAGACUGCAGAAUGUUCCAGAGAGAUAUUCCAAGAUUUUCAGAUCAUAGAGAAACAUGUCAGUGAACUAUUGGACAAGUUGCCGGAAUUCUCAAGUGAAUGUAAUGGCUUCCUGGGCAAAGCUCAAGAAAUCAACAUCAGUCGUCGGAUGAACUCACUAACCCUGCAGCGUCACACACAGCUCCUUGAGAUACUCGAGAUGCCCCAGUUGAUGGACACCUGUGUGAGGAAUGGCUAUUAUGAAGAGGCUCUAGAGCUAGCCGCUCAUGUCAAGAGGCUGGAGAAGAAACAUGCUUCAAUUCCUGUCAUUCAGGGUAUAGUGAAUGAAGUGAAAGGCUCCACCCAGCUGAUGCUAACCCAGCUCGUCCAACAGUUGAGGACGACAAUCCAGCUCCCAGCCUGUCUGCGGGUCAUUGGAUACCUCAGGAGAUUGGAUGUCUUCUCUGAAGCUGAACUAAGGAUCAAAUUUUUACAGGCGAGAGAUUCGUGGUUUCAGAGUAUAUUGAGUGGCAUCCCCAAAGAUGAUGCCUACUAUCAUAUCACAAAGACAAUAGAAGCAAGUCGUGUGCACUUGUUCGACAUCAUCACCCAGUAUCGUGCCAUCUUCUCCGACGAUGACCCUCUGAUGUCAGCCAGAGAUGACAGUACAAACGAAGCCACACUCUUCCAUGGUUGGGUUGUCAAGAAGGUUUCACAGUUUUUGGACACUCUACAAAUGGACCUGAACAAAGGUGUUGGUGGUCGUUUGGACUCCCUCAUCGGCCAGUGCAUGUACUUUGGCCUCUCCUUCAGCAGAGUGGGUGCGGACUUCAGAGGCCUCCUACCGCCAAUCUUUCAGAGAGCGGCGAUGGAUGGGUUGCACUCUAUUCUUGUGGAUGCCAAUAAGAGGUUUGAGGAGUCGAUGCAGUCGUACAGUCUCCUUGCUACGUCUACGGUGUCGUCUCCAUAUUCAUAUGCCUCACAGAGUUUGCACCUGUCUCCUCCUAUGAUUCUUCUAGAUUUCCAACCGUUGGCAGCCUACUGUAACAACAUACUGACUGCCUUCAAUGACCUGAGGCUGUGUGCUCCCAUAUCACUUGCUGGUCGUGUUGCUCUGCAGGUACAGAAGUCGCUCCAGGAAGUGGUCAGGAUUAUACUGGCAUUCCACAGGGCUGAAGAGUCUGUAUUCGACCACAGAGAGAAGGAUGCCUUCGGUCAGUUCUGCCAUGUUUUUGCCAGAGAACUUCUCCCAUUCAUCAAUAAGUGUUUACAGGCCUUAUUUCCCCCAACCGCAGUGGCUCAGGCUCUUGGGGUGACUGUCUUGGAUCUGGCAAAACUAGGCAAAAUUGGUACUGUGAACAUCAACCAGGUGACAUCAGCAAUGGAGAAUUUAGUGCCUGAGAAAGAGGAGAUACCACCAGAACCAGUAGCCACUCGGGCAAUAUCUCCUGUGCCAAGUUCACUGGCGAAGGAGGCUGAUACCCCAACAAGUGCAAUGGACUCUGACUCUAAACCAGUUACCCUAAAUACAGACACUGCAUCUGAUGAUAAACUAGACAGCCAAAAAGUUAAUGAACCAGACCUUGAGCCUGCAUUGUCUGAGGCCAUGGUUGAAAGUGUCGAUGACAAACCUAUUGAAAGUAGCACUGCUGAAAGUAGUGUAAAACAACAAGAGACAGAUAUUGUAAAAACUGAGGAUACGUCAGUCAUUUCUAAAUCUGAUGUUCCUAAAUCUGAUGAUCUGGUUGGUGCAGCAACUGAAAUUGUUGAUCAUACAGGUUCAGGCAAUCAUGGAAGUGCAUCUGAAACUGUUGAUAGUACAGGUUCAGGUGAUAAUGAAAGUGCUGUUGGGCCAGUUCUUGGAGGCGAUUUAGAUAUAGAUUUAGAUCUGGACUUAGAAAUCACUGAAAUGAAGUUGGAUGAUGCAAUGCUCGAAUUGCCAUCUAGUAAAGGAAUGGGUUCGAAAGGAGACUAGAAAAAAUCUUAAUGAAUAGAGAUGCACCAAUAUUGAAUUGUGAAAGGAAUUCAUGCAGAGGCAGAGAAUGAAGCUCUGCUGGCAACACCACUGCUGUAUUAUGUAUUCUACAACAAAGUGCCUCUUCAAUACCUCUUCUAGUUUUUGGCCAAAAGGCGUAACAAUGAUGACGUCCUGAUGUCAACUGGUCAUGUGGCUGCUUGCUACAAAAUGGCUAGGAAAGCUGCAUUGUCAAGAAUGGCCCUUUGAUUGUUGGGCUAAAGUAACCAUGUACCUAUCAAUGUUUUUUCUUGUCUGGUUGUUAUGGAGUAUAUGCUUAGACAUACUGGAAUGUCCUUGGUGUAUCUGUGAUGUAAAUAGUCUGAACAUGAAAUAAAUUAUCUAAAAAUGACA
Messenger RNA from Lineus longissimus, 2571 nucleotides. RefSeq names its product conserved oligomeric Golgi complex subunit 8-like. Bases 1 to 2178 code for a protein of 725 amino acids. NCBI's taxonomy places the organism in Eukaryota, Metazoa, Nemertea, Pilidiophora, Heteronemertea, Lineidae. The transcript has 12 exons. Gene Ontology annotation, cellular component: COG complex. The record is from RefSeq and is a predicted model, not a curated record. Gene Ontology annotation, biological process: intra-Golgi vesicle-mediated transport.